Oppiella nova is the source of this 240-nucleotide messenger RNA. The record is from the annotation of a GenBank genome assembly. Lineage: Eukaryota; Metazoa; Arthropoda; Arachnida; Sarcoptiformes; Oppiidae.
AUGAUUGAGGUGAUGAUUGGUGGUCAGUUGGUGAAGGAGUGGAUGGUGUGGUUGUCUGUAUGGAGUGUCCAAAAUCCGGGUCAGUUCUUGUAUACGGUUCUCAUAAUACUGUCGCCAUUCUUCUGCAUCAGUGCUUACCUGUCGUGGAAACUAUCGAAACAUAUAGAGACUGAGAACCGGAAGAAUAGACUGAAGAAUAAACGGAUCGAUAAUAUUAAACAGCGAAAGAAACACAAAUAG